UAUAAUGACCUAUAGUAUUAUAUUUACGUUCAGUGUGAAACGUUCCAGUGAGUCACAAUAAUACUAUUCAAAACAAUAUUUGUUUUUCAACUUUUUAUGGUGAUAUAUCAUUUAUUUUUAAAGUAAUUACUAUGGAGGUUUUGAAAAUUAUUCUUGUGUUACUAAUUAGCAGUUCAUCACAAUAUUUUGUUACCAGUCAUUCAUAUCAUUUUGGGCAAUGUCCAACUCUUGAACCAGUAUCUGAUUUUUCAAUGAAUAAGAUCUUAGGAAAAUGGUACGCAAUACAAAAAACAUCAACAUCGAGUCGGUGUGUGGAAUACAAUUUUGAAAAAACAGAGGAGCCUAAUACUUACAAAUUGGAUCAAGUUAGUGAAAAUUCACUAAUUAACGUAGCUAAAUCCAACAAUUACCAUUACGUUGGGACUUUAAAGACUGAUCCUAAUAUGCCAUCUAGAAUGAUAGUGAAUUUUCCAUUGAGUGUUGCUGGUAAAUCAUCAUUUGUUGUAUUUUCUACGGAUUAUGAAAAUUAUAUGGGUAUAUUCUCUUGUCAAAAAAUACCUCUCGGUAAUAGACAUUCGGUGACAAUUUUAUCUAGAACUAGAACUUUGGAUAAACAAUAUGUGGAUAAGGUGCGUAAUCGCAUAUCAUCAAGCAACGUAAAUCCAUUUGAUCUGACCAUCGUAGAUCAGAACAACUGUUCGAAUCUUAACGCAACGAUGCGUGUUGAAAUAAAUGGCAAUACUUUCAGCUCGCAGAACAUAGGCGAAACUGUGCGUAAAGUAGGUUCGAAAAUUGGUGAUGGCGUCGAGUACGUGAUUGAAGGAGGCAAAAAACUAUACAAAAUGGCGAGUUCGGAGAAAAGAGGUGUCCCCGAAAAUGAUGCAGAGUGGAUGCCUUAAAUUUAUAUAAUACAUACAUUAUAAAAUAGUUAAUAUUACUCGGAAAUUUAUACAUGUAUGUAAAAAUACAUUU
This is a messenger RNA of Sipha flava (yellow sugarcane aphid), 972 nucleotides long. RefSeq names its product apolipoprotein D-like. The transcript is spliced from 5 exons. The coding region runs from base 132 to 899 and encodes 255 amino acids. Gene Ontology annotation, molecular function: lipid binding. NCBI's taxonomy places the organism in Eukaryota, Metazoa, Arthropoda, Insecta, Hemiptera, Aphididae. The record is from RefSeq and is a predicted model, not a curated record. Gene Ontology annotation, biological process: brain development; tissue regeneration; lipid transport.